UUUUUGAAUAUCGAAAAUAACGCAAUAGGAAUUUCAGGUCAAGUUGCCGAAGAAGGUUUCAGCAAAGCUUUUCUAAAUUUAACCAGCCUCGAAGAAUUACAUCUUUCAAAUAACCACAUUCAAUAUUUAUCAAACAACAGUUUGUUACAGCUGAAAAAUCUCAGAAUCUUAAAUUUACGCAACAAUUUAUUGGAAUCUUUUGAUGUAAAGAUUAGUCAUAUGUUAAAUUUAUCAUAUUUAGAUUUAUCUAAAAACAUUUUACAGGAACUGUCGGAAAACACUUUUAAUGCUAUUGAAAAGAUAUCUGAACACCAUAAAUUCACUGUCAACAUCCAAAACAAUAAUUUGAAAUGUGGUUGUGCACAAAUAAGAUUUCUCACUUGGCUGCACAAAGUACGGAAUUCAGGUCGUUUGAAAAUAAUGUACUCGAAAUGUACUCAUCCUAACGGAACAGUGUGGAAGUUGAAAGGAAAUCAGCUUGUUAGGAUCACACUUGUUCAGCCUUGAUAAUAAUUGAUAAUAAUUGCGAUAAGUUUUGGUGU
Molecule: messenger RNA, 542 nt
Organism: Octopus sinensis (East Asian common octopus)
Lineage: Eukaryota; Metazoa; Mollusca; Cephalopoda; Octopoda; Octopodidae
Product: trophoblast glycoprotein-like
Exons: 1
Cellular component (GO): plasma membrane
Molecular function (GO): protein binding
Source: RefSeq, a predicted model, not a curated record